AUGUCUUCAUCAUCUAGUGAUGCGACGCCGAAUAACGGUAGCAUAGAUCUCUUAUCUUCGCUUGCACCAUCAAAAAAUGAAGAAAGUGAUUCAGAUUUUGUGCCAGCUAAUCGGUUAUUACAGCAACGACAAACGAGUAUAAAAACUGAACCUGUUCGUCAACAACAGUGUAUGGAAGUUGAUGAUCAACAAUCAUCUAUAUUUGAAGUUUCAUCUAUAAAUCACAAUUCGGCCUUUAGUACUCUAUUUGAAUUUUACCAAUCAAAGACGUUGUGUGAUGUGGUAAUUGUCUGCGAAGAACGUUCAUUUUCCUGUCACAAAGUUAUUUUGGCUGCCACAAUACCCUAUUUUCGUUCAAUGUUUACAUUAGGAAUGUUAGAAGCUGAUCAGCAACGUGUAGAAAUUCGUGAUAUCAAUCCAAAUGCGUUGGCUAUUAUUAUCGAAUUUGCUUAUACAGCUAAAGCCGUUAUUAGUAUAGACACUGUACAAAAUUUAUUAUUUGCAUCAACUAUUUUACAAGUCGAAGAUUUAGCUGAAGCAUGUUCAAGUUUUUUACGUCAACAUUUAUCGUUAACAAAUUGUACGGAAAUACGACAAUUUGCUGAACUGCUAAAUCGGAAAUCGUUAAUCGUUUUAGCGGAUGAGUUUAUGCGUGAUCAUUUUUUAGAUAUUGUUCAAAUAGAUGAUUUUCACAAGUUAACGUUUCGACAUUUAAAAGAUCUUAUAUCGUCUCCAGAUCUUGGCGUCAUAGAUGAGAAGGAUGUUUAUGAAGCCGUUAUCAAAUGGGUUAAAUAUCAACCGAAAGAAAGAGCUGCACAUUUAGCAGGUGUCCUUUUGUGCGUCGGCGGACGUGGAGCAACAGGCGAUCCCUUUAAAUCGAUUGAAUGUUAUGAUCUUCGUCAUGACCGAUGGUUUUAUAUUGCUGAUAUGACAAUUCGUCGACGCCAUGUUGGUGUUUGUGCAGUUGCUGGGCGUGUUUAUGCAAUCGGAGGACACGAUGGAAAUUUGCAUUUAAACAGCGCGGAAGCAUUUGAUCCGCAGACAAAUAGAUGGCAACAAUUAUCACCAAUGGCAACUUGGAGACGAGGAAUCGCUGUGGGUUGUCUGGGAGGGCCCUUAUUUGCUGUUGGUGGAUUAGACGAUUCGACAUGUUUUGACACAGUUGAACGUUAUGAUGUUGAAAAUAAUUCCUGGAGUACAGUAGCGUCGAUGUCAACAGCACGUGGGGGAGUAGCCGUUGCGGCAUUAAAGGGUUAUUUAUAUGCUUGUGGUGGGAACGAUGGUUCUUCAUCUCUAAAUUCUUGUGAGCGUUAUUGUCCAGCCUAUGAUAAAUGGACGCCAAUCGCACCGAUGAACAAACGACGAGCAGGCGCAUCUGUAACAGUUUUAAAUAAUAAAUUGUAUAUUCUUGGCGGAUUUGACGAUAACUCACCAUUAGACUCAGUUGAGUGUUUUGAGCCAGAUACAAAUACGUGGACUAUGGUAACACCAAUGACAUCUUGCCGAGGAGGCGUGGGAUCCGCUACCCUAGCUGGAAAUAUUUAUUCAGUUGGCGGUCACGAUGGGCAGACGUAUUUGAAAACUGUUGAAGCAUACGAUCCGGAAACACAACAGUGGUCUCCGGUGGCUGGUAUAAACAUUUGUCGAGCAGGUGCUGGCGUUAGUCAAUGCGAUAUACCCGUUUCAAUGUUAAUAGAAGUCAAAAAUCCCAAUCCAAGCAGUUAUUUGAUGUUUUUUAAAUCAAAACAUGUGUACAAUUGUCUAUCAUUCGGUUAUCGAGGUAUUUCAUCACGAUCAUCUGUAUCCUCGUCCAACACUGACGACUAUUCCUAUUGUAUAAAUUCUGUUCGUAAAUAUGAUUAUGAAAAUUUUUUAUGCGUCGGUUUAUUAAAACCUAUACAGAAACAACGUUCUGCAAUUGCUAUACGAGCAUUCAAUGUUGAAUUAGCACAAAUACGUGAUAAUGUUUCAGAUCAACAAAUCGGACGUAUGCGUUUACAAUUUUGGCGUGAUACUGUGGACGAUUGUUUUAGUUUAAUAACAGCAACAACACCGAAAAUAAUUAAUAAUCCUGUUGCGCGUGAAUUAACAUCUGUGAUAAUAGAAAAUUCGAAUCGUUUAUCGAAACUUUGGUUUCAACGAUUAAUAACUAGUAGAGAAACAACAUUGAACGAUAUGCCAUUUGAUAAUAUGGAUAAAUUAGAAGCCUAUAUUGAACAAUCAGUCACUCCAAUAUAUUAUCUUCUACUCGAAUUGUAUGGUCAACGAACACUAAACUCAGAUCAUAUUGCUAGUCAUUUAGGACGAGCACAAGGUAUUGUAAAUAUUGUUCGAGGCAUACCUUACAAUGCUGUGAAAAGACGUUGUUUUAUUCCAUUAUCCUAUUUAAUUCAACAUAAUAUAUCUCAACAAGAUAUUUUCAAUCUAAAUUUUUCCAAUGAACAUGUACGACUAGUAAUAUUUGAUAUGUGUACUCGUGCCUAUUAUCAUAUGAAAAAAGCUAUCGACUUAUUUGAAAACGAUAAAACAUUUUGUAAAAAGAAACUAUUUGUCUUCUCAAAUGAUGAACAGACAAUUUUUUUACCACUAAUAGCUCUUCAUGACUAUUUACGACGUAUUAAAGAAAUUGACUUUGACUUAUCCAAUAAACAAGCACAUGUACGAAAUCAUUUGCUCGUAUGGAAAUUAUGGUUAAGAAAAUUUCCAAAAUUAAAACAUCUUUCUUCAUCAACCUAA
Molecule: messenger RNA, 2736 nt
Organism: Didymodactylos carnosus
Lineage: Eukaryota; Metazoa; Rotifera; Eurotatoria; Philodinida; Philodinidae
Source: the annotation of a GenBank genome assembly